Molecule: messenger RNA, 960 nt
Organism: Fundulus heteroclitus (mummichog)
Lineage: Eukaryota; Metazoa; Chordata; Actinopteri; Cyprinodontiformes; Fundulidae
Product: leukotriene B4 receptor 1-like
Exons: 1
Coding region: 1-960 (319 amino acids)
Biological process (GO): immune response; G protein-coupled receptor signaling pathway
Cellular component (GO): membrane
Molecular function (GO): G protein-coupled receptor activity
Source: RefSeq, a predicted model, not a curated record
AUGGAUCAACUUAAUUUCACUGCGGUUCCUCCUAACUUCUCUUCUCCAGGACAAGUUUCUCCUCCAUCAUGGAACCUGAGAGAUCUCAUCCCCGCAGUGGUGUUGUCCUUCUGCUUUAUUCUGGGAGUUCCUGGAAACAUUGCUGUGAUUCUUCUCAAGCCUAAGUGGCAGAACAUGUCCAGCCUGAGCCGGAGUUUGAUGCUGAAUCUGGCCAUUUCUGACCUCCUCUGCCUGCUGACCCUUCCACCUUGGAUUUACACUUUACUCCACAGUUGGACCUUCAGCGUGGAGACCUGUAAGCUUUUAGCAACCCUUGUGUACUGCAGUGUUUAUUGCAGCAUGCUGACUGUGACUGCAGUGAGUGUCCAGCGCUAUGUUGUGGUGGUCCACCGUAAGGUCUGCAAUCAGGUACACAAAAGAAUGCUGCUGGUUCUGCUCUGGGUGGUUUCUGUCAUCCUGUCUAUCCCAAGUUUGGUGUUUCGACAGCUGAAAACAGAUCAGAAACUGACACGUUGUCAACCAGAAUAUUCUUCUGAUACAGAAAAAGCAGUGGUGCUUCUGUCAGAGACCUUGGUGGGAUUUCCCUGCCUAUCUCUGGUUGCGUUUGCAUACAUUAGGCUCCACAAAAAGGUCAGUCAGGGAGCGUUUUUUAACAAUCGACAAACAACUCGACUGGUAACCAGUAUCAUCGUCUGCUUUUUUGUUCUUUGGGUUCCAUAUUAUACAAUUAAUGUGCUGGGCAUUGCAGCUAUUUGUCUCAGAAAUGACUUACUGUUAAAUGUUUGUAAAAUCAUGUGGAACAUUACUGGAUCUCUAUCAUUUUUAAAUAGCUGCAUCAAUCCACUCCUCUAUGCCUUUACCUCUGAAAAAGUUUGCAUUGUUUGCCAGAAAAAGGAGCCACUGGAGCAGGAUUCCAGAAAUCUCCGAACCCCAGAUUUCAGUACAACCUCUGUGCUUUAA